UUGAUCGUUUCAAGCAGCACUUGUUAAUUCUUAACGUCAACUUGAGUGUUUUUUUUUUUAAGUUUUUUUUUCAGAGGUGGUUCCUUCAACCCUAUAAAUUAAGGUGGUUGUGAUGUUUGUGUUGGCAAUUUUUCUAAAGCCACAGAGAACGCGUUUCAGCUGCUGGCUUUGGGUUGAAGGGACUUCUUUUGUAGGAAAUGUGUGGUGAUACCAAAUUCUUAAGAAUUAAUGAACAUCCAUAUAUACUGAAAUUUCUAUCUUUUUUUAUAGGAUUAUUAAUUGUAUCCAUUGAAAGUAUCCUCCGAUUUAAUUGUAAACCAUGAGGAGACUCCAUAGCUUCCAAGUUCAGACUUCUCUACCUCAACCAACCAACCAAUAAUUACGUCGCCCAAGUCUUUGUUUAGUCUUCUACUUGUGCACUUGACUAAAAAAGGCAUCGGUUUCCAGUUGGACUCAAAAAUUAGCGAUCAUAAGAAAGCUCGGGCAUGCAACCUCUAUGACCGAAUUAAUCCCAAAUAUGUGUUUGCUUUUGAGUUUCAGAAAACUUAGUAAUAUGCCACAGAAACAUGAGAGACCUUGAUAUCCGGAAUAAGUCAAAUUAAUGACCCCGUAAAAGUUCACGGACCUUGAUAGCUGCAUUCAAAUGCCUUCAAAUUACGCGAUCUCCCAGUUUGCAAAGAGCCGAAGCAUCAAAGGAGCCAUCAUGGGUGAUACAAGAAGCAUCCAUGGCUUUUUAGUUCUUGCUUUCCUGAUUCUCCUCACCGCUAAAUUUUCUCAUUCAGCAGACACUCUAUUUCCAGGCCAAUCAAUUAAAGAUGGAGGGAAACUAGUUUCUGCCAGCCAGACCUUCGAACUAGGAUUCUUCAGCCCAGGCAGCUCAAGAAAUCGCUAUGUUGGGAUAUGGUAUUACAAGCUCUCAACGAAGACUGUGGUGUGGGUUGCCAACCGGGAAUCGCCGGUGUUCGACGCCUCUGGAUACCUCACAAUCGACGGGGAAGGCAACUUGAUCAUUUUGGAUGGGAUCGGGAGAUCGAUCACAAUAGCAUCCAACUCCGGAAGAACCAACCUCACAGUUGCUGCACUGACGGACGCAGGCAAUCUUGUCCUAAAGGAAUGGAGUGGCGGACGAGAAGGACGAGUCUUGUGGCAGAGCUUCGACCAUCCUACCGACACGCUGAUUCCCGGCAUGAAAAUGGGACUGGUCGGAAAGGAGAACCGGAUUCUCACGUCGUGGAGAAGCUCAGAAGACCCAGCCGAAGGUGAUUUCUCCGUCGGGAUCGAUCCCAACGGGACGCGGCAGUUCAUCAUCUGGAGAAGACGUGAUGUCUACUGGAAAAGUGGGGUGUGGAAUGGGAUGAACUUCAGCUCAAUCCCUGAAAUGACCAGAGAUUACUACAUCGGUUUCAGCUACUCGCCAAACUGGAAUGGCAGCUCCUUCUCUUAUUCUCUGAAUGACAGUUCUAAACCAGUAAGAACUGUCAUGGAUGUUUCAGGGAAGAUCAGGCAGCUAGCUUGGGUGGAGACAUCACAAGAGUGGGUACAAUUCUGGGCUGGACCUACGAAUUAUUCCUGUGAGAUCCCCACCAGCUGCGGGGUUAAUGGUCUCUGCAACAAUUAUACCUCCCCGGCAUGCAGUUGUCCAUAUGGGUUUGAGCCUACUUCUCACGUUGCCUGGAAUUCUGGGGACUGGUCUGGAGGAUGUGUGAGACGAGAGAAGCUGGAAUGUGGAAAUGGAAAUGGAUUCACAGAGAUGAAGAGGAUAAAAUUGCCGAUUUUCUUCUCAGAUACUGGAGUUUUGAGCAUGGACAUCGACGACUGCAAGGCAAAGUGUUUACUGAACUGCACUUGUACAGCUUAUGCUUCAGCGCAUGGGAAUGGAACUGGUUGUCUGCUGUGGUUUGGAGACCUUCUGGGUCUCCAAGAUCACUAUGAUGGUGCUCAAGACCUCUAUGUUCGUUUGGCGGCUUCAGAGCUCAACCAUGCUGCAGAUAAUGGAAGCAAGAGAGAGCUUUGGAUAAUAGUAGUACCGACAGUCGCAGCGGUGAUGCUCUUAUUGGGUGUUUUCUUAUGUUACUUGCGUAGGAGAAGGCUCUAUUUGAAAGCCAAGAACGCAUCAAGCCACGAACUUCAACUACUGGAGACAGGUACUAAUGGAGCAGUGGCUUAUAAAGCCAGCGAAGCACUAAAGGAUGGAGGAGGCCAGAAAGCUCCUGACUGUACAUUGUUCAGUUUUCCUACCAUAGCAGCUGCAACAAAUAAUUUCUCUGCUUCUAAUAAACUUGGAGAGGGUGGCUUUGGGCCUGUCUACAAGGGCAUGCUGGAGGGACAUGAACUAGCAGUGAAAAGGCUUUCGAGAAGCUCAGGACAAGGACUGGUGGAAUUCAAAAAUGAGAUUGCUCUUAUUGCCAAUCUCCAGCACAGAAAUCUUGUUAGACUUCUUGGCUACUGCAUUGAAGGAGAAGAGAAGUUACUGAUCUACGAAUACAUGCCAAACAAGAGCUUGGACUCCUACAUCUUUGAUCCAACCAAGAAAGCAGAAUUAGACUGGACUAAGCGUUUCCACAUCAUUGAAGGGAUCGCCCAGGGGCUUCUUUAUCUUCACAAGUACUCUAGAGUUAGAGUUAUUCAUAGAGAUCUGAAAGCCAGCAACAUACUUUUGGAUAGUGAAAUGAACCCCAAGAUAUCAGACUUUGGCAUGGCUAGGAUUUUUGGAAGGAAUGAAUCCCAAGCCAACACUAAAAGGGUGGUGGGCACAUACGGUUACAUGUCUCCUGAGUAUGCAAUGGAGGGCCUUUUCUCAGAGAAAUCCGAUGUUUUCAGCUUCGGUGUUCUACUAUUAGAGAUUCUUAGUGGCAGGAAGAUCACCAGUUUUCGUUGUCAAGACAAAUCUCCGAACCUUCUUGGAUAUGCCUGGGAAUUAUGGAUCGAAAAGAACAUCUUGGAGUUAAUGGACCCACUGUUGCAUGAUGCUUGUCAUUCAGAAGAGUUCUCGAGAUACAUUCAAGUGGCUCUUCUGUGUGUGCAAGGCAUUGCUGCAGAUAGACCAACCAUGUCAGAUGUUGUAUGCAUGCUGAGUAAUGAAUCGAUAUCCCUCCAAGCUCCUAAACGACCAAUUUUCUCCGUUGGAAGAACACCAGAUGCAGCUUAUAUGCCUGCAGACAGGAGGGAAGAAUGUACUGUAAACAGUUUAUCUGUUACUGCGUUGGCAGGUCGAUAGAAAGUCAUUUGAUCUUUAGACAUAGGUGUUCAUUUAUUUUACUUGGAUGUAACAAAAAUGGAUUCAUUACAUUGUAUGCCGAUGUAACAUGAGGUUCAACAGCACCUGCAUUCCUUGCUAGGUGGAAUUUGACAGAACCAAAAUGAAAGAUAAGUAUAUGGCAUAAGA
Molecule: messenger RNA, 3385 nt
Organism: Phoenix dactylifera (date palm)
Lineage: Eukaryota; Viridiplantae; Streptophyta; Magnoliopsida; Arecales; Arecaceae
Product: G-type lectin S-receptor-like serine/threonine-protein kinase At4g27290
Biological process (GO): protein phosphorylation; recognition of pollen
Cellular component (GO): plasma membrane
Molecular function (GO): ATP binding; protein serine/threonine kinase activity
Source: RefSeq, a predicted model, not a curated record